Messenger RNA from Colletotrichum chrysophilum, 1191 nucleotides. RefSeq lists its product as uncharacterized. The coding region runs from base 1 to 1191 and encodes 396 amino acids. Gene Ontology annotation, biological process: regulation of transcription by RNA polymerase II. Gene Ontology annotation, cellular component: nucleus. The transcript is spliced from 2 exons. The record is from RefSeq and is a predicted model, not a curated record. Gene Ontology annotation, molecular function: RNA polymerase II cis-regulatory region sequence-specific DNA binding; DNA-binding transcription factor activity, RNA polymerase II-specific. Lineage: Eukaryota; Fungi; Ascomycota; Sordariomycetes; Glomerellales; Glomerellaceae.
AUGAGAGCCGGAUGCGGACUCAACGUUCACAAAGGGCCUUCUAUCAGCAAGCCUCUGGCAACCCGCACUGGCCGCGUUGAGAAAUCAACCCCUAGGAAGAAAAAGGAGCGUGCCAAAUCGUCCAAGAAGGUUGACGGGCUCCAAAAGCCACUGAGCGAGCUGGCGAGAGAGCAGCCUCAAGUGCCCGUGGCUGACAUCGAGGCCUACGUCCAGCGAUCGGCGGAAGCACGAUUGAAAGAGGUGGAAGAGAGCAAGACGCCCGGUAGGAUCAAACGGCCCAUGAAUGCAUUCAUGCUGUAUCGCAAGGCGUACCAGAACUUGGCCAAGAGUCUUUGCACGCAAAAUAACCACCAAGUCGUAUCUCAGGUCUGCGGUAGCGGCUGGCCCUUGGAGCCUGAACACGUCCGCGAUCAAUUCAACGAGUGGGCUAAGAUGGAGCGAGCUAAUCACCAGAAAGCCCACCCGGGCUACAAGUUCACACCAUCAAAACCGAGGCCCAAGGCAAGGGACGGAGAGGGAGAUUCCGAGGAGGGUGAUUUGGAAGAUCUCGAAUGGGGUGCCAGCCGAGCAAGCUCGAGAAGCAGACAGAUCAGGAAGCCGGGAAACGGUCGCAACGAUGCGCCGGCAUCAAUCUUCCACAACUAUCCCCCGCUUUCAGGCAGCCCGAUGGGUCUUGGAGUGCAGACUCAGUCCAUGUAUCACUACAGCAACCCUGGCAAGCCUCUGCCAGCACCGUACAGCCAGACGGGCCUUGGUGGGCAGUACUACCAGCAGAGCGUUCAUCAGCGACAAGACGCCACCGGUUUCGUCGAGGACGUUCUUAUCAGAAAGACGCCAUCUCCGGCAAUGGGCUACUCCGCCCCACCUAUGGAUGGCCGCUUCGACGGUAUGAGCCAGUACGGACCCAUGUCCCACCACGACGGCCUCGAGCCCAUGAUUGAUCCGGGUUUGAUGGGCCAUGGAGGUCAUCCAUAUGGUGAUCCGUAUGGGGAUCCCAUGCUGGAGCCUAGAUGGACGAAUCCGCUUGGCUUCGGCGACGGCAGACAGGACCUGCUCGAUGGUCUGUCAGGCUAUGACGAGAAUCUCAUGCAUGAUCCGCAGCUUCAGAUCCUGCGGGGGCAAGAGAGCAGCUGGAGGGUGGAGGAGCUUGAAGGAAGCCACUUCAACAACUGGAUUGACCAGCCAGAGUGA